Molecule: messenger RNA, 4469 nt
Organism: Papaver somniferum (opium poppy)
Lineage: Eukaryota; Viridiplantae; Streptophyta; Magnoliopsida; Ranunculales; Papaveraceae
Product: cation/H(+) antiporter 15-like
Exons: 3
Coding region: 129-2540 (803 amino acids)
Biological process (GO): proton transmembrane transport; regulation of pH
Cellular component (GO): membrane; endomembrane system
Molecular function (GO): antiporter activity
Source: RefSeq, a predicted model, not a curated record
CUCAUUUGGUCUGCAAUCCCUCCAUUGAAAACUCAGAAGACGAAAAACAGAAGGAAAACAUCUGUUUUCUUUCCCUUUUGCUUCUUUUCUCCUCUUCUGGUGCGUUAGAGGUAUACCGGGAGAGAGGUAUGGCGCAAAAUCUCCAGAACCAUCGUGCAUGUACAAUUCCAGGAAAAGUCGGCUCAGGAGGGUUAUUUUAUGAACAUUUAUCUAAUUUUUCUGGUUUUGCUCCUCUACCAAGUAUUUGCUUGCAAAUUACAAUACUUUCUCUUGCACCUCAUCUAGUGCACAUCAUAUUGUCACGGUUCCAUCAACCCUUACUUGUUUCUCAAAUCCUGGGAGGUGUACUUGCUAGUCCAUGGAUUCUUGGCUAUCCGCUUUUUAAAAUAAAAAACGGCAGCCCUAUGGGGAUAACACAUUUCGUAUUCGCUGUAGAAGGAUUUCAAGCACUAGACAUGCUUGCUCAAUUCAGUUCCAUGUUUUUUAUGUUUAAAGUUGGAGUUCAAAUGGAUCCCAAAAUAUUAAAGAGAGCUAGGUGGCGAACGUAUAUCAUCGGGUUUUGUUGUAUCCUCUGCUCUUAUAUAUCCGGAGUUCUACUUUCACAUAGAUUCAAAAAUUAUCGUGUACCUGGUUUUGAAGGGUUUCCCACCUCUACGAGAAUUGUAAAUCUAUUCGGCAUGAUUUCUUUCCCUGUUAUCGCUUAUGUACUCAAUGAUCUCACCAUUCUUAACUCUGAACUAGGUAAUUUAGCAGUUCAAAUAGCAAUGGUUGCUGAUUUUCUUCAUAUGAGUGAAAAAUUUACGACCUUAUAUCUCCAUGUAACCGCGGAUGGAAACCCAACACAGGCACUAACUGUUGUGUCACUCUUAUUGGGGACGUUGAUUUAUAUAUAUUUUAUUGUGCGGCCGGCAGGGAUAUGGAUUGUAAAGAAUACACCUGAAGGAAGACCAGUGAAUGAUAUCUACAUUUCCUUAUUAAUGAUUUCAGUUCCACUGUGUGGUCUAGCUAGUGAAUAUUGUGGAUUGAAUGGUACAGUUGGGGCUUUUUUUCUUGGUUUGGCUAUACCUGAUGGUCCACCUUUAGGAUCUGCUCUAGUUGACAAGCUACGCAUUGUUUCUGUAUUCUUCAUGCCUCUUCAUAUGGGUAUCAUCGGAUAUAGGACGGACAUUCAUAAAGUUCAUUUUUCGUAUCUAUGGCGGGUUUUACUGGUCAUCCUCAGUUGUAUCCUUGGAAAGAUUAUCGGGCUUUUCCUCCCAGCUGUGCUUCUUGGAGUGUCUGCACGAGAUAGUUUGCUGCUUGGACUCAUUAUGAACUUUAAAGGCAUUGUCGAGGUUUCCAUACUUAGCACCUGGCUAGAUUUAAAAUAUCAAAGAGAUAUUGUAAUUGCUUCAGAUACAAUAAUGGUUCUCACACUUAUAGUGCUAGUAGCAGUUAUUACACCCGCCGUGAAAUACCUCUACGACCCUUCAUCGAAAUACUUAACCUACAAAGGAAGGUCAAUCUUGCAGUCAAACCAAAACAUAUCAGAUUUUCGUGUACUUGCAUGUGUUCACAGCCAAGAUGACAUUCUAGGCAUUAUUAGACUCCUUGAAGCCACUAACCCUACCAAACUCCACCCCCUCACCGUGUACGUCCUCCAUCUCAUUGAACUCGUGGGUCGUUCUACUCCUCUCUUUAUUGCCCACCCAUUGCGUAAACGUGCUUCCACAUCAAACCCUACCAAAUCGGAAAGGAUAAUCAAUGUUUUCCAACAAUUCCAAAACCGAUACCAGAACCUUGUUACGGUUCAUUCCUUCUCUACCAUCUCUCCGUAUGCUUCAAUGCACAACGAUAUAUGCACUUUGUCAGUUGACAAGAUGACUGCUCUCACAAUCUUCCCAUUCUGCAGGCAAGAUGAUCUUGCAAGACCAGAUAUUUCUAAUCGUUCUAUCAAAACCCUUCUUCAAAAUCUGUUGCGAAGCUCCCCAUGCUCAGUCGGGAUCUUAGUUAAUUGUAAUAAUUACCAAGGACUCUCUGCUCGCUUCCAAGGACAGUCAACUCGCUUCUUGCCUGACAUGCCUUACCGUGUGAUAGUAUUCUUUUUUGGUGGCCCAGAUGAUCGUGAAGCAUUGGCUUUCGCGAUGAACAUGAUUCGUAAUCCAUCAGUUUUCGUUACUCUUGUUAGGUUUCGUGGUCCUGCAAGUUUACCAUCCGACGGAGUUAUUGACUAUUACAAUUAUGUUGAGAGACAUGAGUUUCUUGAUGAUGAAUUGGUAGAUAAUUUUAGGCUUAACGUUAAUGCAAUGUAUGACGCAACUUUGAUAUAUAAAGAAGUAGAGGUGAAAGAUUGUGCGGAAACAGUUUGGGCAAUCCGGUCACUUCACGUAGAUUAUGAUCUAAUGGUCGUAGGAAGGCUACAAAUCACUGAUUCAAAUAUAAUUCCAGGAUUAGCAACGGACUGGGAUGAUUGUGAAGAGCUAGGAGCUAUCGGAAACACAGUAACAUCUCCUGAUUUUGAAGCUGAGAGCUCAAUCUUAAUAAUUCACCAAAGCGUUAGUUAAUCAUGGAAAAAAACUUUACACGCUUAAUGAUCUCCAAUUUUCAGACUCAUGUACACCUUAUUACACGGCAUGCUACACAUCCUACUUACGCCGUGAGAAGAGUAGCCUAGCUACAGAUCAGUUACAUGAGUUCCAUGUUAUGGAUGUGCAGAUUAACUAAUUCAGAAUACUUCAAGAGCGCCACUUAAUCUUCCUCGGAACUUCCCUCGCUACUAUAUUCACUGCUGCUAUCACCCUGGUCGAUAUCAAGUUGUACAAACGGAACUUGUCUUGGCUCGAGACUCUGAACCGGCAGUGAAUGUGGUUGUUGCGCCUCAACUUUACCCCGAACAAAAUCAUCCAAUGCGGGCAAUGGAACAGGAUUCCCUAGUUUCAGUACAUCUGGUUGCAUUACUUGAAAAUCGGUUGGCAGCUCCACUGGCAUCAUUCCAGGGCGCUCACCUGAUGGAACUGUAAGCUGUGGUGGCACUAAACCUUCAACCGCUGCUAAAUCGCCAAGUUUAUUCUUCUCAUUUAUUUGGAUCUUAGGUAAUCCAAUAUCAAGAUCAGCGAAAUUAUACAACUGCGAUGCACGCAUUUGUUCUUCUUGUAGGGCAGGAGGAAGAGCUCCUCUAAGCGGAGCUUUCCCCGCCCCAAAUUCAGGUGGUGCGAAUGUUGUAUAACUAAUAUGAUGAGCAUAUGAUAAUAUAUCAUUCAAUUUCAAUGAAGUAGGAAUACAAGACAUUUCAGUAUCAUCAGAAUUGCGGUGACCUUCGGUUUUCGAUCUUUUAGGUCGAUGAUAAUCAGAGUAAUCAUCAACUAAAAGAUCAAGAACAUGUUCAGCUUCUUUAAGUUUUUUCCCGAAAGCAAGAAUUGCAGCAUCCUUUGUUUUAAUCUCUAAAGUAAUUUUCUGUUUAGCCUCCUGAAGAUGAAGAAUUUCUUGAAGCUCAGCAAGUGAUUCAAAGAGUUGAGUUUGAAGACAGGUGAAUAGGGAGAUGAUUUCCUUAGGAGAAGUAGGAGAAGUUUCAAGUGGAGGUAGGGUUAGGGUUUGAGAAGCUAAGAAACUGGGAACUGAACCACGAAAAGACGUGAACCAUGAUGCUAGAUUUGGGGAAACUUCAAAGAGUUUAGAAGUAAGAGAAGCCAUUUGGAGAAGAAGAGAUUGAGCUCUAGAUAGAGUUGGGUGUAGAGAAAGUAACGAUGUUGAAGAAGUUGUUGUUGUUGCAGGUAAAUUGAUUCUUAAUGGUGAUUAGGGUUUCUUAACCCUAAUCUGGCCGGAGAUUGAUUUUGGAACUUUUUUUUUCUUCGUUCUUUGAGUUGCUAAAGGAGAUGGUGCGAAAACAAAUUUAUUACCGGAAUCUGGUUAUGCUCAGAUCAUCUCACGCUCAUAGAACUUGUUCGAAGAUUUCUUUCAUUGCAUGGUGUCUAAUCUUGUGAAGCUCGUUUUCAGUUAUGUUCGUGCAUGAGAAGAAGUUUGCAAAUAUAGAAUGUAUUAUGAAUAGAAAAGAGACGGAAAAUACAUAGGAAAAGAAGAAAAAGAAUUCUAUUGUGUGGAAUAAAAAGGUUUAUGGUGACUUUGUUUGAAGAAUUCAAGAUUUCCAGGAUUUAUAAGGGAUUACAAAUUCUUGGAUUCAUGUAAAUCUCACUACAAAACAGAAGGCCUCUUGGGACGGCCAAAAAACGUCCCAAGAGGACAAAAAACCGUCCCAAGAGGUAUUAGGGACGGUUUAUGUACCGUCUCCUGUUCCACCGUCACUAAUACUAUUUGGCCAUGUUUUCUUUUUGGGACGGACAUAAUUUAGCCUUGAUUUAAAUAUUUUAUGACUAUUAGGGACGGUCAGGCCAUCACCGUCCCAGCCGUCCCUAGAAGCUACUUUUUUUGUAGUGUCUCCCGUGUGUUUGAUAACUCAUUUAAAAUUCAUAUGAUUCAUAGAAUUAUCUUGUUUUAAA